GCAUCUUCGGCUCCUCGGGUUCCUUUCCUCCAAUCAAAACAGACCAUGCGGAGCUACACCAUUCUUACUUUGCUCCCGCUUUUCUUCUUCAAGUCAGGCCCGGGUCUACAGAUCCAGUGCUACCAAUGCGAGGAGGUCGCCCACGACUGCACCACGCCAGAGUUUGUGGUCAACUGCACCAUCAACGUGCAGGACAUGUGCCAGAACGAGGUUCUGGUGAAGGAAGACGGAAUACACUACCGCAAAUCCUGCGCUUCCUCGGGAGCUUGUCUCAUCGCUUCUUCCGGCUAUCAGCAGUUCUGCACUGGCAAGAUGAACUCAGUGUGCAUCAGCUGCUGUAACACACCACUGUGCAACGGCCCGCGCCACAAGAGAAGACCCCCAGUGUCUCGCUCUGUUAGCCUGACUGCCCCAUUUUUCACAGUUUUUGCACUCUCGGGCUUGCUCUCUUCAUUAAACACUGACGGCGGACGGUUUUAA
Molecule: messenger RNA, 480 nt
Organism: Syngnathoides biaculeatus (alligator pipefish)
Lineage: Eukaryota; Metazoa; Chordata; Actinopteri; Syngnathiformes; Syngnathidae
Product: ly6/PLAUR domain-containing protein 1-like
Exons: 3
Coding region: 46-480 (144 amino acids)
Biological process (GO): acetylcholine receptor signaling pathway
Molecular function (GO): acetylcholine receptor inhibitor activity
Source: RefSeq, a predicted model, not a curated record